ACCAAGACCGAGAGGAGCUGCUGAAGCUGGCAGAUGGAGCCCCUUGCUGUCCUGCUGUGGCUGUGUGUGGCCGCUUCCUCAGCCCACCCCCUGAGCAGAGCUGCGGAAAGGGAGGACGGCGGAAUGGAGCUUCUUCAGCAAUACCUAGAAAAGUACUACAACCUUGGAAAAGGUCUGAAGCAGUUUGUUAUAAGACAGAACAACAGUCCUUUGGUUAAAAAAAUCCAAGAAAUGCAGAAGUUCCUUGGGCUGGAGGUGACAGGGAAGCUGGACUCGGAUACCUUGGAGGUGAUGCGCAAGCCCAGGUGUGGGGCUCCAGAUGUGGGCCAGUUCAGCACCUUUCCCGGCAUGCCCAAGUGGAGGAAAAACCACCUCACUUACAGGAUUGUGAACUACACACCAGAUUUGCCACGAGAGGCUGUGGAUUCUGCCAUAGAGAAAGCUCUGAGGGUCUGGGAGGAGGUCACCCCACUCACGUUCUCCAGGAUGCACGAAGGAGAGGCCGACAUAAUGAUCUCGUUUGCAGUUAGAGAACACGGCGACUUUAUCCCUUUUGAUGGGCCUGGGAACGUCCUGGCUCACGCCUAUGCACCUGGGCCUGGGGUGAAUGGCGAUGCUCAUUUUGAUGAGGACGAGCUUUGGACAGAGGAUACAACAGGGACCAAUUUAUUCCUGGUCGCUGCUCAUGAACUCGGCCACUCCUUGGGUCUCUUCCACUCGGCCAACACUGAGGCGCUGAUGUACCCACUCUACAGCUCCUUCACAGACCUUACCCGAUUCCGCCUUUCUCAGGAUGACGUGGAUGGCAUUCAGUCCCUCUAUGGACCUCCUCCUGCCUCUCCUGAUGCCCCUGCGGUGCCCACUAAAUCUAGCCAUCGAGAGUCUGUAAUACCAGCCCCGUGCAGUCCAGCUUUGACCUUCGAUGCAGUCAGCACCCUGAGAGGAGAAAUCCUGUUCUUUAAAGACAGGCAUUUUUGGCGCAAAUCCCUCAGGAAGCCUGACCCUGAGCUCUACCUCAUCUCCUCAUUCUGGCCAUCGCUUCCUUCCGGAGUGGACGCAGCUUAUGAAGUGACUAGCAAGGACACUGUUUUGGUUUUUAAAGGGAAUCAGUUCUGGACCGUCAGAGGACCCGAGGUGCAAGCGGGUUCCCCGAGAAGCAUCUACACACUGGGCUUUCCCACGACUGUGAAGAAAGUCGAUGCCGCCAUUUCUGUUAAGGAGAAGAAGAAGACAUACUUCUUUGUGGAGGACCGAUACUGGAGAUUUGAUGAGAAGAAAGGGGCCAUGGAGCCAGGCUUUCCCAGAAAGAUCAGCCAAGACUUUCCAGGAGUAGAAAAGGUUGAUGCUGCCUUCGAAGCAUUUGGAUUUUUCUAUUUCUUCAACAAGUCUUCACAGUUGGAAUUCGACCCAAAUGCAAAAAAAGUGACACACACUCUGAAGAGUAACAGCUGGCUCAACUGUUAGAAAGACACAUGGAAGCAUCUUUGGGAGUUGAAGCAGUUUGCAUUCUCCCAUGUGUGCGGGACUGUGGAUCCUGCUGGGCCCCUGCACUGUGUUAUGGGGCAUUCAGCGGGCUGCUGCGUGGCCCCAUCACAGCACACUGCCAUCUUCCACAUGGAAGGGAAGGGCUGGUGCAACUGACCAGAGGCUGCAACUGUGGAAACUA
Octodon degus (degu) is the source of this 1666-nucleotide messenger RNA. Its product is annotated as stromelysin-1. Gene Ontology annotation, biological process: proteolysis; extracellular matrix organization; collagen catabolic process. The transcript is spliced from 10 exons. Bases 34 to 1464 code for a protein of 476 amino acids. Gene Ontology annotation, molecular function: zinc ion binding; metalloendopeptidase activity. Gene Ontology annotation, cellular component: extracellular matrix. The record is from RefSeq and is a predicted model, not a curated record. NCBI's taxonomy places the organism in Eukaryota, Metazoa, Chordata, Mammalia, Rodentia, Octodontidae.